Procambarus clarkii (red swamp crayfish) is the source of this 4032-nucleotide messenger RNA. The record is from RefSeq and is a predicted model, not a curated record. Lineage: Eukaryota; Metazoa; Arthropoda; Malacostraca; Decapoda; Cambaridae.
AUGAACUCAGUGAGCAAAUCGGCGUCCACCCCACACUCAGUGAGCACAGUGGCGCCUACCCCUCGCUCAGUGAGCACAGAAGCACCCACCCUGCACUCAGUGAGGACAGCGGCGAUCACCCUGCACUCAGUGAGGACAGCGGCGAUCACCCCACACUCAGAGAGCACAGAAGCACCCACCCUGCACUCAGUGAGCACAGCAGCGACCACUCCCAGCUCAGUGAGCCCAGCAGCGCCGACGCCGCACUCAGUGAGCACAGCGGCACAGACCUCGCACACAGUGAGCACAGCGGCGACCACCGGGAACUCAGUGAACACAGUGGCGACCUCCCUGCACUCAGUACACACAGCAGCGCCCACCCCGCACUCAGUGAGCACAGCGGCGACCUCCCCGCAAAAAGUUAUCACAGCAGCGCCCACCCUGCACUUAGUGAGCACAACAGCGACCUCCCCACACUCAGAGAGCACAACAGCGCCCAGCCCACACUCAGAGAGCACAGCGGCACCCACCCCACACUCAGUAAGCACAGCGGCGACCACCCCGCAAAAAUGGAGCACAGGGGCGCCCACCCCGCACUCAGUGAGCAUAGCGGCAACCACCCCGCACUCAGUGAGCACAGCGGUGACCACCCUGCACUCAGUGAGCGCAGUAGCGCCCACCCAGUACUCAGUGAGCAAAGCGACGCCGACCUCGCACUCACUGAGCACAGCGGCGACCACCCCUCACUCAGUAAGCACUGCAGCGACCUCCCUGCAAAAAGCGAGCACAGCAGCGCCCACCCUGCACUCAGUGAGCACAGCAGCGCCCACCCUGCACUCAGUGAGCACAGGGGUGCCCACCCCGCACACAGUGAGCAGAGCAGCGCCCACCUCACACUCAGUGAGCACAGCAGCGCCCACCCCGCACUCAGUGAGCACAUCUCGCCCACCCCACACUCAUGAGCACAGUGGCGUCUACCCCUCGCUCAGUGAGCACAGCGGCGAUCACCCUGCACUCAAUGAGAACAGCGGCGAUCACCCCGCACUCGAUGAGCACAGCGGCGACCUCCCCGCAAAAAGUGAGCACAGCAGCGCCCACCCCGCAAAAAGUGAACACAGAAGCACCCUCCCUGCACUCAGUGAGCACAGCAGCGAUCACCCUGUACUCAAUGAGAACAGCGGCGAUCACCCUGCACUCAGUGAGCAAAGCGGCGUCUACCCCGCACUCAGUGAGCACAUCGGCGACCACCCCGCAAAAAGUGAACACAGAAGCACCCUCCCUGCACUCAGUGAGCACAGCAGCGACCACUCUCAGCUCAGUGAGCCCAGCAGCGCCGACGCCGCACUCAGUGAGCACAGCGGCACAGACCCCGCACUCAGUGAGCACAGCGGCGACCACCCCGCACUCAGUGAGCACAGCAGCGCCCACCCUGCACUUAGUGAGCACAGCGGCGCCCACCCCGCACUCAGUGAGCACAACAGCGACCUCCCCAGACUCAGUGAGCACAGCAGCGCCCACCCCACACUCAGAGAGCACAGUGGCCUCCACCCCACACUCAGUAAGCACAGCGGCGACCACCCCUCCUUCAGUGAGCACAGGGGUGACUACCCCACACUCAGUGAGCACAGCAGCGAGCACCCUGUACUCAGUGAGCACAUCAACGAGCACCCUGCACUCAGUGAGCACAGCAGCAAGCACCCUGCACUCAGUGAGCACAGCGGUGACCACCCCACACUCAGUGAGCACAGCGGCGCCCACCCUGCACUCAGUGAGCGCAGCAGCGCCCACCCAGCACUCAGUGAGCAAAGCGGCGACCACCCAGCACUCAGUGAGCACAUCGGCGACCACCCAGCACUCAGUGAGCACAGCGGCGCCCACCCCUCACUCAGUGAGCACAGAGCGACCUCCCUGCAAAAAGCGAGCACAGCAGCGCUCACCCCGGACUCAGUGAGCAAAGCAGCGACCACCCCGCACUCAGUGAGCACAGUGACGCCUACUCCACACUCAGUGAGCAUAGCAGUGCCUACCCCCACAAAAAGUGAGCACAGCAGCGCCCAAUCCACACUCAGUGAGCACAGCGGCGGUCACCCCACUCUCAGUGAGCACAACAGCGCCCAACCCGAACUCAGUGAGCACAGCGGCGACCUCCCCGCACUCAGUGAGCACAGCAGCGACCACUCUCAGCUCAGUGAGCCCAGCAGCGCCGACGCCGCACUCAGUGAGCACAGCGGCACAGACCCCGCACUCAGUGAGCACAGCGGCGACCACCCCGCACUCAGUGAGCACAGCAGCGCCCACCCUGCACUUAGUGAGCACAGCGGCGCCCACCCCGCACUCAGUGAGCACAACAGCGACCUCCCCAGACUCAGUGAGCACAGCAGCGCCCACCCCACACUCAGAGAGCACAGUGGCCUCCACCCCACACUCAGUAAGCACAGCGGCGACCACCCGUCCUUCAGUGAGCACAGGGGUGACUACCCCACACUCAGUGAGCACAGCAGCGAGCACCCUGUACUCAGUGAGCACAUCAGCGAGCACCCUGCACUCAGUGAGCACAGCAGCAAGCACCCUGCACUCAGUGAGCACAGCGGUGACCACCCCACACUCAGUGAGCACAGCGGCGCCCACCCUGCACUCAGUGAGCGCAGCAGCGCCCACCCAGCACUCAGUGAGCAAAGCGGCGACCACCCAGCACUCAGUGAGCACAUCGGCGACCACCCAGCACUCAGUGAGCACAGCGGCGCCCACCCCUCACUCAGUGAGCACAGAGCGACCUCCCUGCAAAAAGCGAGCACAGCAGCGCUCACCCCGGACUCAGUGAGCAAAGCAGCGACCACCCCGCACUCAGUGAGCACAGUGACGCCUACUCCACACUCAGUGAGCAUAGCAGUGCCUACCCCCACAAAAAGUGAGCACAGCAGCGCCCAAUCCACACUCAGUGAGCACAGCGGCGGUCACCCCACUCUCAGUGAGCACAACAGCGCCCAACCCGAACUCAGUGAGCACAGCGGCGACCUCCCCGCACUCAGUGAGCACAGCGGCGACUUCCCCACACUCAGUGAGCACAGCAGCGCCCACCCCGUACUCAGUGAGCAUAGCAGCGCCCACCCAACACUCAGAGAGCAUAGCGGCACCCUCCCCUUACUCAGUAAGCACAGCGGAGAUCACCCUACAAAAAGUGAGCACAGAAGCGCCCACCUUGCACUCAGUGAGCAAGGUGGCGACCACCCUGCAAAAAGUGAGAACAGCAGCGCCCACUCUGCACUCAGUGAACACAGCAGCGCCCACCCAGGCCUCAGUGAGCACAGCGGUGCCCUCCCCUCACUCAGUGAGCAUAGAGUGACCACCCCGCAAAAAGUGAGAACAGAAGCACCCACCCUGCACUCAGUGAACACAGCGGCGAUCACCCUGCACACAGUGAGCAAAGCGGCGUCUACCGCGCACUUAGUGAGCACAGCAGCGGUCAUCCCGCAAAAAAGUGAGCACAGUAGCGCCCGCUCUGCACACAGUGAGCACAGCGGCGAGCACCCCGCACUCAGUGAGUACAGCGGCGCCUACCCAGCAUUCAGUGAGCUCAGCGGCGCCGACCUCGCAUUCAGGGAGCACAGCAGCAGCCACCCCGCACUCAGUGAGCACCGCGGCGCCCACCUUUCACUCAGUGAGCAUAGUGGCGACCUCCCCGCACUCAGUGAACACAGCGGCGCCGACCCCGCACUCAGUGAACACAGCGGCGCCCACCCCGCACUCAGUGAUUACAGCGGCGCCCACCCUGCACUCAGUGAGCUUAGCGGAGCCCAAUCCCCACUCAGUAAGCAUAGUGGCGACUACCCCGCAAAAAGUGAGCACAGUAGCGCAAAUGUUGCACUCAAUGAGCACGGCGGAGGGCACCCCGCAAAAAUAGAGUACAGUGGCGCCCACCCCGCACUCAGUGAGCAGAGCGGCGCCGACCUCGUACUCAGUGAACACAGCGCCGACCACCCAGCAAAAAGUGAGCAAAGCAGCGUCUACCCCGCACUCAGUGAGCAAAGCAGCGACCACCCCGCAAAGAUGUGA